Messenger RNA from Leptidea sinapis, 3476 nucleotides. RefSeq lists its product as uncharacterized. Bases 19 to 2967 code for a protein of 982 amino acids. The transcript has 3 exons. Gene Ontology annotation, biological process: lipid metabolic process. Lineage: Eukaryota; Metazoa; Arthropoda; Insecta; Lepidoptera; Pieridae. The record is from RefSeq and is a predicted model, not a curated record.
UACAGUUCUUAUUUUAAAAUGUUGCGUUUAAGUUGUGUGUUGUCUCUAUUUACAGUGUUGCUGUAUGUUAAUACAUUUCAUUUUGUACAAUGUCGAUUUAGUUUACUAGGCGAUGGUCUCAAUGAAAUUGUGAAUGGUAUAGAUGAAUUCAACAAUAAUAAUGUGACAAUUUUCGAGGAACUAAAAAAGAUAAAUCCACUUUUAAAACUAAAAUCAUUCGAUAGUGACAUUACUUCUCGCAACAUUACAAAAUUAAUCAAAAAAUAUGGCUACACAGUUGAGGAAUACGAAGUAACAACCGAAGAUGGGUAUAUUUUGAAGAUAUUUAGAAUCCCUGGGAAUGGCCCUGUAAUCUUUUUACAACAUGGGCUAUUUGAAAGUUCUGAUGACUGGGUCUCACCAGGAAAGAAAAGCAUCGCUUUGCGUCUUGCGGCUGCCAGUUACGACGUAUGGUUGGGUAACGCCAGGGGUAAUAGACAUUCAAUGAAAAAUAUUAACCUAAAACCUAAUCAACGAGAGUUUUGGAACUUCAGUUGGCAUGAAAUUGGCAUAUACGAUACACCUGCUAUGAUUGACCGAGUACUUGAGGUAACCGGCACAACAUCCCUGGUAUACGUCGGGCAUUCCCAAGGAACAACAAGUUUUUACGUGAUGGGUUCAUUAAAACCAGAAUAUAACAAAAAAAUAUCUCUUAUGGUGUCUCUGUCAGCUCUAGCAUGGCUAUCUCAUAUUACUACUCCAAUUAGAUUAACUGCACCCUUUGCUAACAAAUUGUACCCUACACUUGAAGCCAUCGGCAUAUAUAAAAUAUUCACAAAUGACGCCUUAUUAGCUGGAGUAGAAGGAGCACUUUGUGGUAACACCGUAACAGCUCUCAUUGUGUGCGAAACACUAGUAUCCAUUCUUGGUGGCUUUAAUUAUAAUCAAGUAGAUUUACUACAACUUCCAGCAAUAUUCAGUUAUUAUCCAUCUGGAGCGUCAAUAAAACAAUUCGUGCAUUAUACACAAUUGGUUGAAUCCGGUUAUUUUAGACAGUUUGAUUAUGGAACAAAAAAUGAAGAAAUAUAUCAAUCUCCCAGUCCACCGUCGUAUCCCGUUGAAAAUAUAACAGCUCCUGUUGCUAUAUUCUUCGGUAAAGGCGAUUUUCUCGGUGUCAAGGAAGAUGUUGAUAUAUUAGUAUCAAAGUUGCCGAAUGUUGUUGAUUUUUACACUGUGCCUAACCCAAAAUUCGAUCAUUUCGAUUUCAUAUGGGCUAAAAAUCGCGACACUUUAGUACUUCCAAAACUAAUACAAUUGAUUGAAAAGUAUAAAAAAGUCUCUCUCAAUACAACACCAAAAUACAAUCAUAUUCAGUCAGCAUAUUGGAUCAUAGUUGAAAGACAGAUUGCCAAGACGCAGGAUACGGAAAGAAAAAAAGUGAAUGAAGUUGACUGUGUAGUGGGUAAAUACUUAGAAAUCUGGAGCGUGUACUUCCACAGUAUACUUCCAUCAACUUCAAAGAAAUAUCAUUUCGCAAAUUCUGGCGGCGAUUUCGCAGUCUGUAGGAAGGGUGAUGCAAAGUUCUUUGGAUCUUCAAAACAACUCAUAGUUGACUGUGAUUGCUCUCUCAAAAUGAGAGCGUAUAUUUAUCUGGGAAUUAUAUUUAUUUGGCUUAGAAAUUAUCUUGUUAGUGGCUUCUACUCAUUGGAUGAUUUUAUAAAACAAGAUCAUAAAGUAAUAGUGAAAUAUCUGGAUGAAUUCCGAAACGUAACUCAAUUACCGAAGGAUAUUUCGAUAAGUGCUGCCGAAGCUAGAUUAAAGGCAGCAGAAUUCCAAUUGGGAUUAAUGAACGAAGAUAUUCAUCUGAAUAUAACUCAACUUGUAAGUAAAUAUGGAUAUCCAGUUGAGGAACACUACGUUGAAACUAUUGAUGGAUACGUCUUAAAAGUUUUUAGGAUACCGAGUAAUGGUAGACCACUCUUUUUGAUGCAUGGAUUUUUAUGCAGCGCAGACGACUGGGUAUCUCCAGGUGUUGAAAGUGGGAUUGCUUACUUAUUAGCUUCAAAAGGUUUCGACGUAUGGAUGGGUAAUGCAAGAGGCAACAAACAUUCAAAAUUCAAUAUCAGAAAGCAGCCUAUCCAACCAUCUUUUUGGGACUUCAGUUGGCACGAGAUUGGCAUGAUCGAUGUCCCAACUAUGAUUGAUUACGUCCUUGAAAAAACCCAAAGAGAAAAACUCACUUAUAUCGGGCAUUCUCAAGGGACUACAUCUUUUUUUGUUAUGUGUUCAUUAAAACCCGAAUAUAACGACAAAAUAGAAUUAAUGGUGGCACUUUCGGCUGUUGCUUGGAUGUCGCAUUUAGUGAGCCCAAUCUCCAGAGUUUAUAUGAAUUUUGCACCAGUAUUUAAUAUCUUGCCAAAUGCAGCAACAAAUUUCGAAAUUUCGGGUGAUACGACAGUAUCGAAAAUAUUUCGUUCAACUUUAUGUGGCGAUGGUCUCUUGGCAUUUACGGUUUGCGAAAACAUUAUGUCUGUAAUUUGUGGCUUUGACUAUUCACAAAUAAACUUUAGACAGCUUCCUGUUAUCUUCAACCACUGCCCAGCGGGUUCAUCCAUGAAGCAAGCACUCCACUAUUCUCAGGAGGUUUCUUCAGGAUAUUUUCGUCAAUUUGACUAUGGACUAAUACGAAACCUUAUUAAGUACGGCUCGCCUCAACCUCCCUCGUACCCUGUUGAAAAAGUAACUGCUGCAGUUGCUAUAGUCUACAGCGAAGGCGACUGGCUAGCCAGUGUCACUGAUGUCAAUAAGUUGCGUUCCAAAUUACCAAAUGUCAUAGAUUUCUAUAAAAUUCCUUUAAAAAAAUUUAAUCACCAAGAUUAUUUAUGGGCGAAGGAUACUAAAACUCUGAUAUUUCCAAAACUCAUGGAACUUAUCACGAAGUAUAAUAAUGUAUCACAGGUCAACAAUCGAACAUGGAAUGAACAAUAAAUUGUUGGAGUGACAAUGCCAUAUUCAAGAAACAAUAAUUUACAAGAACGCAACAUCGACACAUCUGUUAACAGUUAUUUUGGCUCUGAUAGUAAUUAUUUUGUCGCUAUUGUAGCUGCAGUACCUGUAGGUAACAAAUAACAUGAAUAAAAAUAAUAUGUCUAAUAGAUAGCCUUACAUCCGAAAUCUUUUGUAGAAAUAGAUCGCAGAAUAGGCUGUUCUUCGAUUUUGUAAAAUAUAUUCUAAAAUAAUUGGAAAGAUUCGAUAAACAACUGGUAUUUUUAAUUCCUCAAAUGAAUUCAACUCUAUUCUAACAAAAAUUGUUUUAAGUUUAAAUGAUAAGUAAAAAUAGUGGCGCCAUUUGGCUUUCCUAUUUAGGAAGCCGCUAUGAUUGUGACGUCUUUAAAACAUACACAAAUGUACAGUGUAAUCCUGAUAUUUCUAAAAAUAAAGUGUGUGUGUCAGCUCCGACGCACGACCGGAGUUUACUACUCAAGAACGAUUGUCUU